GCUGACGCCCCCAUUUGUGAAGUGAGAAACUUGAGUUACAGUGACAGCCACCGAACGAGAAAUUUUAGAUCUGCCCGGAGACUGAAUCCGAGCUGCUUCGGAACUGUUGGAGGCUGAACUCGACCGAAGUGGAGCCGGCGGUCGAAGGUCCCGUUCGAGGAGGAGAUGGUGGCGGCGGCGGGCAAGAGGAAGAUGGAGUGGGCGGCGAGAGGGACCCACCUAGGCGGCGUCCCGAGAAAGGCCGUGAUCGCGGCUGUUGGGGCCUUCGCGAAGGUAGUGGCAUCGCUUCUCAACUCCACGUCCGUCCACAACGCCGACACCCUCCUCCGCCUCGUCCGCUUCCGCUCUCCCGGCGUCCCCCUCAUUACCGUCAGCAACCACAUGUCCACGUUAGACGAUCCUGUAAUGUGGGGAUUCGAGGGAUUCCCUGCCACGGAUGCACAACUAGCCAGAUGGGUACUCGCAGCUGAAGAUAUAUGCUUCAAAAACUCGGUGCUGUCGUAUUUUUUUCGACUCGGAAAAUGCAUACCUAUCACAAGAGGCGGUGGAAUUUAUCAAGAACACAUGAAUGAAGCUCUUGAGCGUUUACGUGAUGGAGAAUGGUUGCACACGUUUCCAGAAGGAAAAGUGUGCCAAGAGGAUGCUCCUAUCAGAAGGUUAAAGUGGGGAACUGCUAGUCUCAUCGACCGUGCCCCUGUCACCCCAAUAGUCUUACCCAUCGUGCAUCGUGGGUUUGAAGAGGUAAUGCCCGAAAAUUUUUUCCGAGGAAAAAGGCCCCCUGUUCCUCUAUGGAAUAAGAGGAUAAAUAUAGUUGUAGGUGAGCCCAUAGAGUUUAAUCUUACUGAAAUGAGAGAGAAGGCAAUUUCUACUUCGCAUGAUCUAGCAUCGGCUCCCACUAUGGGCUGGCCAACUAGUACUCACGGGCUUGACGAGGCAGCACAGAAAUGCCUCUAUAAUGCUAUAUCAGGACGCAUCCAAUCUACUAUGGAGAGCUUAAGGAAUUUCAGUAAAACAUUCCUUAAGCCAAAAUCCUGAAAGCAAUGCCUCCUUGAGAAGUUAGGUAUAUUCACAACGAUGUUCAAUCAUAAGGAAAUUCUUUUGGCAGCGGGAGUACUUUUCUUGAAGUCGAGAAGAGGUUCGCUAGAUUUUUUUCCAGUUGAAAUUCAAUUUUGGGUAAUUUAUUUGUGCAAUUGUUUGCUAAUUGGGCAAACACGAUUCUUACGUAAGUCUUCUAGGAUUUUUGUUUCAAUCAUAGGAUUCUAUGAGCAAAAAAUGUGUAAUUCUUUUAUGAUAUGUAAAGCAUAUCAGUGACCUUAAUUUCAGAUAAUUGAAUAAGGAAAGUCUAUCAUCGAAUAUAA
Punica granatum (pomegranate) is the source of this 1358-nucleotide messenger RNA. The record is from RefSeq and is a predicted model, not a curated record. Lineage: Eukaryota; Viridiplantae; Streptophyta; Magnoliopsida; Myrtales; Lythraceae.